AUGAUGAAAAUAAGAGUGAAGACUGCGGCGCUGAUAAUCGCCAACAGGCUGGAUAGCAUGGGUAUCAGCUUAGCAAAACAGAAGACGGAGUUGCUUGCUUUGGUGGGACAGCGGAAAUUAGAUGGCUGGAGCGCUGAUAUCAUGGGAGUGACUAUUAUGCCCUGCAAAGCUGUAAGGUACAUGGGAGUGUGGUUGGACAGCGGUCUGCGUAUGACCACCCACGUCCGCAGAAUAGUGGAAAAGACCACACCUGCAACUAACAUCCUGUCGCGGGUAAUGCCCAAUGUUGGAGGACCUAGGGCUAUGAAGAGGAGGACAGUGGCAUCGGCCGUGACUUCUAUGAUAUUGUAUGCCGCUCCAAUUUGGAGAAGAGCUAUACAAUAUCAACACUAUCAAAAUAUGCUGCAAUCUAUGAUUAGGAGAUUGGUCUUACGUAUUACGAGCGCCUACCGCACUGCGCUAACAUCGGCAGUACUAGCAUUGGCUGGUGUCAUGCCUAUUGUACACCAGGUAGAGGAAAGAUUGCAAGUAAGAGAAAACAUCUUGAUGAAAUGGCAGGAGGAUUGGCAGAGAUAUGAUGGCUGGGCAAAGCAAUUUAUUGAAAAUGUGGCGGAGUGGACCACUUUUUUGCUCAAGCUAUCACAGGUCAUGGGUGUUUUGACAAAUACCUGA
Sitophilus oryzae (rice weevil) is the source of this 672-nucleotide messenger RNA. RefSeq lists its product as uncharacterized. Bases 1 to 672 code for a protein of 223 amino acids. The transcript has a single exon. The record is from RefSeq and is a predicted model, not a curated record. NCBI's taxonomy places the organism in Eukaryota, Metazoa, Arthropoda, Insecta, Coleoptera, Curculionidae.